AUGGAUGAUCAUGCACUUAAUGCUGAGGCUAGUACCUCUUACUCUGAAGCUGGCACCUUCGACAAAAAUGCAGUAGACAAAAAAACAGUUGAUAAAAAUGUGGUUGCCAAAAAUGCAGUUGGUGAAAAUGCAGUUGAUGAUGAAACUGAUUCUUGUCAAAAUGAAAUUACUAAAGCUAACAAUAUAGGUAGUAAUAGUUAUAUGUUUUCUAAUGAAGGAAUAUAUGAUUUUCUUUGUUAA
This is a messenger RNA of Dentiscutata erythropus, 240 nucleotides long. NCBI's taxonomy places the organism in Eukaryota, Fungi, Glomeromycota, Glomeromycetes, Diversisporales, Gigasporaceae. The record is from the annotation of a GenBank genome assembly.